AAGGCAAAAAAGAUUGUCGUCCUCUCUCCGGCAAACACACAGAUCAGCACGAACGACGGUGAAUUGGCGACUUUUUUUCCCCUCUUCAAUUGGUGGCCAUCGAAGUGUAGUGUAGUGUGUAGUUUAGGUGAAGAAAAAACCAAGUUGUUGUAAAACUUGGCUAGUUCCAGGGAGCUUGUCACCCCACAAUGCCAGUGGCCACCGCGGGCAGCAAAAAGUGCAUCGGCAGCAGCAAACUGUGGUGAGGCCCCCGCAAGGACGACUGGGUCGGAGAGGACUACGCCACCACCGAGACCUUCCCCCCGAAAGCCGUCAAUGAUCAGAGUGUCUGGGGUUAAUUCCUCUGAUUAAGAGCGAAGCCAACCUCGACGAAGGUGUCUGAUUAUCACAUCACUAAACAAAAAAGGUGCGGAAGUGAGCAAAAGAAGGUGAAUUUCGGGGUGUUACAACAACCGCGGACACAAGUGAGGCCAGCGGUUGGCCCAGAUUCUUCCCCCGUAGGAGACGACAUCGGAGAAGCAAGCAGCAGGAAGAAGGGGGAAAACACACAGAAACUAUGCUCAAGUCCAACCAGCCAUCGUUCGAGGAGAAAUGGCCCCAGAUGCGGCCGAUCGUGCUGAAGCUGCUCAAGCAGGAACCGGUCACGCACUCCGAGUGGCAGGAGCUGUUCUACGCGGUGCAUCUGGUGUGCCUGUGGGAUGACAAGGGUCCGACCAAGAUCCACGACUGCCUCCAGGAGGACAUCGUCACGUUCAUCAAGCAGGCCCAGAGCCGGGUGUUGGCCCAGCGCGAGGAGCAAGCCCUGCUCAAGGCGUACAUCGUCGAGUGGCGCAAGUUCUUCACCCAGAGUGGCUACCUGCCGCUUCCGUUUUGGCAGCUGGAGAACGCACUUCAGUUGAGCGUUGGUUCUUGGUUCCAGGGCAAGAGUCAGUCUUCCAGCCACAACUCGAGCAGCAGUUCGUCGAAAAAGUCCAACCACUCGGACGACAGCAUCGUGCGGAAGUUGAUGCUGGACUCGUGGAACCAGAGCAUCUUCAUGAACAUCAAGCACCGGCUGCAGGACUCGGCGAUGAAGUUGGUGCACGCGGAACGGAACGGCGAAGCGUUCGACUCGCAGCUGGUCAUUGGCGUACGCGAGAGUUACGUGAAUCUGUGCUCCAACACCGAGGACAAGCUGGAGAUUUACCGGGAAAACUUUGAGGCGGCGUACUUGCAGGCGACUUCGGCGUUCUACCGGUUAAAAGCGAGCGAGCAGCUGCAGGCGGACGGAGUCAAGAGCUUCAUGGAGUAUGCGGAUGCGAAGUUGCGCGAGGAGGAAGCGCGUGCCGAGCGGUACCUGGAACCGGGUAGCAUUACCGCGUUGGCUCAGUGCUGCGUAACGGUGCUGAUCGGAGACCAUCUGCCGACGCUGCUGGCCGAAUGCGCACCACUGAUUGAAGCCCGCGAAACCGAACGACUGCAGCUGAUGUUCCGCCUGUUGGACCGCGUUGCGGGUGGCGUUGACCCGAUGCUGCGUGACCUGGAGAACCACAUCGUGCAGGCUGGGCUGGCCGACAUGCUGGCCGCCGCCGACGUCAUCACGCAAGACUCGGAAAAGUACGUCGAACGGCUGCUGGAGCUGUUCCGUCGCUUCAGCAAUCUCGUCAAGGAAGCCUUCAACGACGAUCCACGGUUCCUGACGGCCCGCGACAAGGCGUUCAAAACGGUCGUCAACGACAUCAGCGUGUUCAAGCUGGAGCUGCCGACGACGGCGACGGCGAUGGCCCGCGGCAUCAAGUCCGCCACGCCCGAGUCCAAAUGCCCCGAGCUGCUCGCCAACUAUUGUGAUAUGCUGCUGCGGCGGACACCGUUCAGCAAGCGACUCACCACGGAGGAGAUUGAACUGCGCCUCAAGGACGUACUGCUGGUGCUCAAGUACGUCAGCAAUAAGGACGUCUUCAUGCGGUAUCACAAGGCGCAUCUCACGCGAAGAUUGAUUCUCGACUCGAGCGCCGACAGCGAAAAGGAAGAGGACAUGGUCGAAUGGUUGCGCGAGGUCGGCAUGCCGGCGGACUACGUCAACAAGCUCGCUCGAAUGUUCCAGGAUAUUAAGGUUAGUGAAGAUCUGAACACGCAGUUCCGGGCGCAGACGACCCGGCACGACGCCAUCAACAUCAAGAUUCUCAACGCCGGUGCGUGGGCCCGCGGUUCCGAGCGGGUCUCGGUCAGCUUGCCGCUCGAGCUGGAGGAUUACAUCCCCGAGGUGGAGGACUUUUACAAGAAGAAACAUUCCGGCCGGAAGCUGCUGUGGUAUCACCACAUGAGCAACGGAACCAUCACAUUCGCCAACAACUCGGGCCGGUUCGACCUGGACGUGACCACGUUCCAGAUGGCGGUCCUGUUCGCGUGGAACCAGCGCCCAAAUGAGAAGGUAUCCUAUGAGAAUCUGCGCCUCGCGACCGAACUGCCCGAUCCGGAGCUGCGGCGGACGCUGUGGUCGCUGGUGGCCUUCCCGAAGCUCAAGCGUCAGCUGUUACUGCACGAGCCGGCCGUCGGCAAUCCGAAGGACUUUGCCGAGAACACGCUGUUCUGGAUCAACCAGGAGUUUGCGCUGGUCAAGAAUGGGAAGCCGCAGCGCCGGGGCAAGGUGAAUCUCGUUGGACGGCUGCAGCUGAGCACCGAGCGGUCCCAGCAGGAGGACAAUCAGUCGAUCGUGCAGCUGCGGAUAUUGCGCACCCAGGAGGCCAUCAUCAAGAUCAUGAAGAUGCGGAAACGACUGAGCAAUGCCGCGUUGCAGGCCGAACUGGUGGACAUCCUGAAGAACAUGUUCCUGCCCUCGAAGAAGAUGAUCAAGGAGCAGCUCGAGUGGCUGAUAGAGCACAAGUACAUGCGGCGGGACGACGAGGACAUCAACACGUUUAUUUACAUGGCUUAAGGUGGGGGAGGGAAGAGUGAGGGAACGCGUGAGUCUGCAGGGCGGUGCAAACAUGCGGAAUUGAGUUUACAUCUUAUCUUGUUGAGCGAUAUUAAACUUGUGGUGGAAAACACAAAAUAAACCAUACUAAUUUUAAGAAACAUCCAGA
Molecule: messenger RNA, 3062 nt
Organism: Culex pipiens pallens (northern house mosquito)
Lineage: Eukaryota; Metazoa; Arthropoda; Insecta; Diptera; Culicidae
Gene: Cul5
Product: cullin-5
Exons: 6
Coding region: 557-2914 (785 amino acids)
Biological process (GO): protein ubiquitination; SCF-dependent proteasomal ubiquitin-dependent protein catabolic process
Cellular component (GO): Cul5-RING ubiquitin ligase complex; SCF ubiquitin ligase complex
Molecular function (GO): ubiquitin protein ligase binding
Source: RefSeq, a predicted model, not a curated record